Gallus gallus (chicken) is the source of this 944-nucleotide messenger RNA. RefSeq names its product peptidylprolyl isomerase A (gene PPIA). NCBI's taxonomy places the organism in Eukaryota, Metazoa, Chordata, Aves, Galliformes, Phasianidae. Gene Ontology annotation, molecular function: peptidyl-prolyl cis-trans isomerase activity. Bases 63 to 761 code for a protein of 232 amino acids. Gene Ontology annotation, biological process: protein folding; protein peptidyl-prolyl isomerization. The record is from RefSeq and is a predicted model, not a curated record. The transcript has 5 exons.
CCGCUGCGCCGCGCUCUCCGAGCUGUCCGCCGCCAUCGCCGCUCUCCGUCGCCCGCGCCGCCAUGGCCAACCCCGUCGUGUUCUUCGACAUCGCCGCCAACGGCGAGCCCCUGGGCCGCGUCACCUUCGAGGUGGGCGCCGCGGGUCCGCGCUCGGGUGGGAGGAGGCGGAUGGGGGGAGAUGGGCGGCGUGGGGGCGGCUCCACGUGGCCGGGGCGCCCCUCGGGGCCGGGCCGGGGCGGGAGCGCCGCGCGGGGAACAAAGGAGGGAGACGGGGGGGGAGGGGGGGGCAGCGCUGCGGGGCCGCGCCGCAAACCGCGCCGCCGCCAUUUUCUCUUCGCUGACAAGGUGCCCAUAACAGCAGAGAACUUCCGUGCUUUGAGCACCGGCGAGAAGGGAUUUGGCUACAAGGGCUCCUGCUUCCACCGGAUCAUCCCCGGCUUCAUGUGUCAGGGUGGUGACUUUACGCGCCACAACGGCACUGGUGGCAAAUCCAUUUACGGGGAGAAGUUUGCCGACGAGAACUUCAUCCUGAAGCACACGGGGCCCGGCAUCCUGUCCAUGGCCAACGCCGGCCCCAACACGAACGGCUCCCAGUUCUUCAUCUGCACUGCCAAGACCGAGUGGUUGGACGGCAAGCACGUCGUCUUCGGCCGCGUCAAGGAGGGGAUGAACGUGGUGGAGGCCAUGGAGCGCUGCGGCUCCAAAGACGGCAAGACGAGCAAGCAGAUCACCAUUUCCAACUGCGGGCAGCUCUCGUAAACCCUGCGUCUUAACGCCUGACAUUCCGCCUGCGGCCCGGGCAGCUCGCCUGGCGCAGCCCCCCCCCUUCCCCAUCAUGCUCCUGACUUACUGCUGCGUUUCUACUGGGUCUUGCCGCAUGUGCACAGUCCAACCGGACUGCAGAGUUACGUUUAUGAGUCUAAAUAAAACGAGUUAAACCAC